This is a messenger RNA of Jaculus jaculus (lesser Egyptian jerboa), 642 nucleotides long. RefSeq names its product P2Y purinoceptor 6-like. The record is from RefSeq and is a predicted model, not a curated record. Gene Ontology annotation, biological process: positive regulation of Rho protein signal transduction; phospholipase C-activating G protein-coupled receptor signaling pathway. Lineage: Eukaryota; Metazoa; Chordata; Mammalia; Rodentia; Dipodidae. The transcript has a single exon. Gene Ontology annotation, cellular component: membrane. The coding region runs from base 1 to 642 and encodes 213 amino acids. Gene Ontology annotation, molecular function: G protein-coupled receptor activity.
AUGAAAGAUCUUCGAAGGUACUUGGCAUUCAAAUAUAUCCAAUAUCUGGUCCUACCUUCUCCAACUAUCAUCAUCUCUCUGCUAGGAUUGUUUGCCAGUCUGUAUGUUAUGCUGAUAUUCACACUACCUUCGGUAUCCAGAAAACCCACUGCAGUGUUUAUUAGCAACAUAGCUCAGGCCGAUAUCUUAGUUGGCUGCAGCAUUUUUUCUGCCAUGAUUCCAGAUGUGAUAAAAAGUGAAAUGUUAUCAGUGUCUUUUCAAUCAACCUUAAAGCAGAAUUUCCAGAUUGCAAAUGUACAUGCCAGCUCCCUUUUCCUCAGCUGUGUUAGCCUUGAGGCCUUUCUAAUAAUUUUUCUUCCAGUUGAGACUCGCCACAUAAGGAAUGUUAGAUGUGCCAAGGUAGCUUCUCAGAUCAUCUGGACUGCCAUCAUCAGUGAGUGCUUCCUUUAUCAGCUCGAAUGCUUCACAGACCUCAGCAUCUCCUCCUCUCUUGGUACUCACUGGCAACUUCUGCUGCUGCUGAAUUUCUUCCAUGGAGUCUCAAAACUGCUGAAGUCACUUAUUUUCCCAAUUGGACUACUUUUAAGGAUCUUCAAUGCAUAUCUCUUUUAUAAGGUGUAUUUCAGAAAUUUUUAUGGUUAA